This is a messenger RNA of Drosophila miranda, 1546 nucleotides long. RefSeq lists its product as uncharacterized. The record is from RefSeq and is a predicted model, not a curated record. Bases 287 to 1123 code for a protein of 278 amino acids. Lineage: Eukaryota; Metazoa; Arthropoda; Insecta; Diptera; Drosophilidae. The transcript has 2 exons.
UAGUAAAAUCGAUAAUGGAAACAAAUACCUUAUUGUUCAAAAUAAUUUAAUUAAAAUUAGUAAGACACGAGUUAUACUUCCGCAUAAUCUACAUUCAUUUGAGAAAUGCACUAAAUUUUCCGUUUUUUUGUUAUUUAACUCAAUUUUCAUUUUUUUGUGCCAUUUGGCAACACUGCGCGUUAAGUGUGACCACAUCUCCAUAGCAAACAGCUGAUUUUUAGUUGCAAGAGAAAUUGGGUAAACAGGUAAACAGAACAUAUACGGCACAGAAGCGCAGAUAAUAGCCAUGCCCAUUUCCGAAGUCUACAAGAACGGUCUCAGAGACUUUUUGCUGAAUGAGAAAAACACGAUUGUAUUGAUGCAGUUGGCCAAGAGUACGACAAAAAAUGUGUGUAAAAUCAAAGAUCCUGAGGAAGCCUUGGACUACCUAAUAGCACAUGUGGAGGACAUACACAUUUUAUUGUCCAAACGUCUCAUCACGCGCGAACUUCUGUUUAUGUAUGUGCACAGACGCUUACCGGGAAUAGCCACAAACUUCACCAAGGCGGAUUUGGUAUCGAAAGUGAUCAAAUAUUGGGAGCAGCAGCAAACCGUAGAACCUAUUAAUACGCCCAAAAACGAAGAGGAGUAUCCCAUUCACACAAUGGCUCGGAAAUUCGGCGAAUGGUUUUUUGAACGCUUUAAUUCUGACUGUCUCAGCCUUGUAGAUUUGUGGAACGAUGCGGCCUUGCACUUAACAAUUUUGGCCAGCGAUGGGGUUAGUGUGCACGAGUGUGAGACGGCUCCAGAGGUACUUACAGUACUUAUAAGCACAAGAAACCAAUUUGGCUUCGUCUUUAAUCCAAACCUAACCCACGGUGGAAUACAAGGGCGCAUGGAUUCCUAUGGUCAGGUCUUGGUGCUCUCCUGUGGCACUCUUCACACAACCGAGUCCUGUGUUGGGGUUUUUGAGUGCGUGUUUGCACUGUUACGUGACCCCUAUUCGGAAAACAAUUGGAAGCCCAAGAGAUUGAAAUGUUUGCUAAAGAGUGAGGUUGAGCCCCGCAUCCUCCAUAGCCUGAGAGAGUGCGAAACUCUGCAGACAGCUCUGGCACUGCCAGUGCCUAACGAAGAGCUGGACUAGCGGUGACUAUUAUUGAGCGGUUAAAUGCGAAAUGAACUAACCUUUCGAUAGCUCCGGUGCACGUCCACCAUGGCAUGGAGUAUACCAUCAGUAUAUAUACCAUAUCGUUACUUACCCUUAGCUUAGAAAUAAAGAAUGUAAUCUUGUAUAAACUUACGAUUUCACUUUUCGAAUGGUCAGUUAAAGCCGAAGAUCGAAGAAGUCUCCGUAUAUACUUGUGUAGUCAACCCAACUGCAAUUUCAAAGAGAAUUUAGGCAUUAAAAGUUGUACAAUUUUGCGAGUUAAGCCUAAGAGAACACUGUCAACAAUAUGUUAGAGUAGUCCCAGUCAUAGUUUUAAGUCUUUGUUGCUAUCUUCGAUUAACCGAAGCUCCCUCAUACCUUGCAGUGAUAGUUUUGAAUAAGUAAAGAAUAAUCCCCUUA